AUGGCACUCGUCGUGCUCGUAAGACUAGCUCUGUGGCUUCUGGGCUCCUGCCUGGAGCUUGCCGCCCUAGUGCUCUUCCGGGGCCUCGCCCUCCUCGCCGUCGCCGCCGUCGACCUGGUCAGGCUGCCGGGGCAGGCGGCAGACGCGGCGCUCAACGCGACCAAGGGCGUGCUCGAAGCGGCGGUCGAGUUCGUCUUCGGCCUAGUUUGGGACGUGGCGGUGGCCGUCGUCUCGGCGUUUCUCGAGUCGCUCUGGAGCGCGGUGGCCGGCACGGUGGAGUUCGCCGCGUCUACGGUUGUGGAGCUCAUGGAGGCAGCACGGGACGGCAGCGAGGAGGCGGCCAAAGCGCUGACGGAGGCGCUGGAGGGCGCGGCGGAUGCGGUGGCCGGCACGCUGGUGAAGCUCGCGGAGAACUACACGGAUGCUCUUGUGCACCUCUUGCAAAACCUCGUCUGA
Messenger RNA from Triticum turgidum subsp. durum (durum wheat), 456 nucleotides. The record is from the annotation of a GenBank genome assembly. NCBI's taxonomy places the organism in Eukaryota, Viridiplantae, Streptophyta, Magnoliopsida, Poales, Poaceae.